AUGCAAAAUCAUCAAAGUAUAUAUAUACCGGAAGGAGGUAAUCCCCUUCCUUUCGGGCAACAAGGCUAUGUUCAAACUAUCCAGGAGCCAUCUACACAAGCAAAACAGUUUCCUCCUCCACCACCAAGUAAAGAUUUUAAUAAUGGUAGUCCUGUAUCACUUAAUAUAGAGCUCGAAAAAUCUAGACAACAUUGGGGUGAAGCUCCUGAGAUACAGCCUCGUCGUCACACUACACAACGUGUUGUAUUAAAGGAUGGAAAACACUUGGUGUUGGAGUGUCCUAUACCUGCAGAUCUGCUUGGAAACAUUUCCAAUAAAGACUCAAGGGAAUUUACGCAUAUGAGAUAUACCGCAUGUACAAGUGGUCCAGAUGACUUUACGCAGAAAGGAUUUACUCUUCGUCAAGCAGAGGCUGCUCCUAAAAGAGCAACCGAACUAUUUAUCGUGCUAACCAUGUAUAAUGAAAAUAAAGAACUGUUAUCCCGCACCUUUCAUGGAGUUGUAAAAAAUAUUGCACACCUUUGUAGUCGUAAAAGGUCUAAAGUUUGGGGUGAUGAGGGAUGGAAGAAAGUCGUCGUAUGCAUAGUUGCUGAUGGUCGUGAACAAAUCGAUUCAAGUUCUUUAGCUUACUUAGCGGCUCUUGGUGUCUAUCAAGAUGGCGUUGCAGUGGACAAAGUGAGAGAUGAUGUCGUUAAUGCUCAUAUAUAUGAGUAUACAACUCAAAUUUCAAUCGACCAUUCUAUGCAAUUUAAAACGCUUGGAGAGGAUUCUGAAGUUGUUCCAAUCCAAGUACUCUUUUGCCUUAAAGAAAAAAAUGCUAAAAAGAUCAACUCUCAUCGAUGGUUCUUUAAUGCCUUUGGUCCAAUUCUUGAACCUAAUAUAUGUGUUCUUAUUGAUGUUGGCACCGAACCAGGUCCUAAGUCUAUCUAUAAUCUAUGGAAAGCAUUUGAUGUAGACCCUAAAGUUGCAGGUGCCUGCGGUGAAAUAGUUGCCAUGAAAGGUAAAGGUUGGAGGAAAUUAUUGAAUCCAAUUGUGGCUGCUCAAAAUUUUGAAUAUAAGAUGUCCAACAUUCUGGAUAAACCAUUUGAAUCGGUAUUUGGAUAUAUUACUGUUUUACCUGGAGCUUUUUCUGCUUAUCGGUACAUUGCUCUCCAGAAUACUGAUAAUAUUGUUGAUGAAAAUGGGGAUGAAGAAGGCCCUCUAGUAUCUUACUUUAAAGGCGAAUUAAAUGAUGAAGAGGAAAAAAAAAAGGAAAACAUGUUCGUUGCUAAUAUGUAUCUUGCUGAGGAUCGUAUUCUUUGUUUUGAAUUGGUUACAAAACGCAAAUGUACUUGGUUAUUGCAUUAUGUUAAAUCCUCUCAAGCCGAAACAGAUGUACCUGAAGAUGUUAUUGGACUAAUUAAACAACGAAGGCGUUGGUUAAAUGGAUCUUUUUUUGCUUCCUUUUACGCCAUUAGUCAUUUUUAUAAUAUUUCAAGGAGUGAUCAUUCUAUAGGCCGUAAAAUUUUUUUAUACAUCGAAAUGGCGUAUCAAACAUAUAACCUUAUUUUUGCAUGGUUUGCCAUAGCUCUUUCUGGUCGUGAUGCCCCCUGGAGCCCGGACGUUGGAAAAGGCAUAUUCUUAGUCUUGAAUUAUAUUUACCUUCUACUGAUAAUUGUACAAUUCAUCUUUGCCUUAGGACACAGGCCUCAAGGUUGGGGGAAUAGGCCCGAACUACCAAAACCAACGAAGGAAGCCAAAGGUGUCGAAUCUAGCUCCGUGCCUACAGUUGAGGUUUCUGUUCCCGAAGAUAUUAAUGCCGUAUAUCAACUAGCUGUUCAAGCAGUAAGACGAAAAGCUAGUAAGGAAGUAACGAUUUCUACACCAAAACAAAAAAAAGAAGAUGCUCGAAAAUCAUUUCGAACAAAGGUUGUACUUGCAUGGGUUUUUAGCAACAUUAUAUUAAUCGCCAUUAUCGUAUAUGUUGGUAGUUCUCAGGCAGCAGUAACAGAUGGCUAUAUGGCGUUUAUUCUUUGGUCUGUCGCCGGAUUGGCUGCAUUUAGAUUUUUUG
This is a messenger RNA of Dentiscutata erythropus, 2050 nucleotides long. NCBI's taxonomy places the organism in Eukaryota, Fungi, Glomeromycota, Glomeromycetes, Diversisporales, Gigasporaceae. The record is from the annotation of a GenBank genome assembly.